Messenger RNA from Phytophthora nicotianae INRA-310, 183 nucleotides. RefSeq lists its product as hypothetical. The record is from RefSeq and is a predicted model, not a curated record. The transcript is spliced from 2 exons. Bases 1 to 183 code for a protein of 60 amino acids. Lineage: Eukaryota; Oomycota; Peronosporomycetes; Peronosporales; Peronosporaceae.
AUGACUACAAAAACGUACCUUAAACUACUUCGUUGUGUCCAAUAUUUAGUUGGAAGCAAACUCGUUCCGAAGAAUGUAGUAUGCGACUUUGAGGGGGCGCUUAUUGGAGAGAUCCGCAUGACGCCGCAAAAUGAAGCGACAUGGGCUAUCAAAUCAAAAGGCCAAAGUGGCUAUGACACCUAA